Eurytemora carolleeae is the source of this 522-nucleotide messenger RNA. RefSeq lists its product as uncharacterized. The coding region runs from base 83 to 505 and encodes 140 amino acids. The record is from RefSeq and is a predicted model, not a curated record. The transcript has 10 exons. NCBI's taxonomy places the organism in Eukaryota, Metazoa, Arthropoda, Copepoda, Calanoida, Temoridae.
UUCCAUUGAUCGCUCAGUCCAGAUCUGGUCUUGUACGAGGGAUAGAUUGUUUGAAUAGUUUCCCUUGUAUAAAUCUGUAAAUAUGAUCAAAUACAUAAUUGUAAUGCUCUGUUUAUCUGCAUAUAGCUUCCAGAAGAUAGUUGAAAAGGAACAGGGAGAUUGCAAUAUUGUGGAUAAACGUGUGUGUGACGGAACUGUAGCAAAGGUUAGACCGGAUGGGACCUCGAUUGUUUGCAAGGGUGGAAAAUUUCAGGCUUCACCUGCUAAAGGAAGAGUUGGUAAAAAGCUCGGAGGAGACGGAGAGAGCGGAGAUUGUGAAUGGUACGGCCAAGUGUACUGUGAUGGUGAUGUCGUUGAGGAUUUGUUUAUUUGGAAACACCAAGUGAAAUGUGCUCAGGGGAAAAUGUUUAUCUAUCACAGAUCAUUGCAAGAAGUUGAAUCAGAUCCCAGGUUUCAGGAACUUCUGAAGACCAGAGAAACCGAAGAAACUUCUUUAGAAAAAUAAAAUAAUAAAAAAUGUAA